UAAUUUACUUUAGGAUUUGGCAAAAUCUAUAUUUAAAGCAAUGACGAAACUCCGAACGCUGUGGAUGUAGCCAAUAUAAAGCGGAAGUCCAACAGUUUUGGCAUUAAUAUAGAUCUAAAGGAAAUUCUAAUCAAGAUCACCAGAGGAUCGUCGUUGCAGACAGCUCUUGACGCAAGUAAAACAAAAAAAGAUUCAGCAACUAUGACAAGCACAGACAACCUAGCCCAGUACUUUGACGUCAAUGGCUACGUCAGCGGACUUGAUGUUCUGAGCCCCCAGGAGGUCUUGGAGAUGAGGGCUAACUUUGACAAGGUGGAAAAAGACAUAGGCCAAGAGAACGCUACAUACUCCCUCCACAACAAACACCUGACGGAUGAGUGGGUUCUCCGUUUGACUUCUCACCCCAACAUGUUAAAACCAUUGAAAGCUGUCCUAGGACCGAAUCUUAUUUUGCUGGACUCGCGUUUCAUAUGCAAGUAUCCUGUUGGGAAAGACGAAGAGAAGGAAGCUUUCGUUGCUUGGCACCAGGAUGUGAGGUAUUGGGGUGUUGAGGGGGAUGUGGUCAGCGUGUGGCUAGCCAUUGACGACGCAGACGUGGACAAUGCUUGUAUGCAGGUUAUUCCAGGUACACACAAGUCCGGUCUCUUAAAGCACAUCACAGAGGCCAAGGAAGGCAACCUACUAACUUCCAACCAGUCCAUCCCUGAGAAUUUGUACGACGUCAACAAAGCAGUGCACUGUCCGCUCAAAGCCGGACAGAUGUCCCUCCACCACGGCCUCCUUGUCCACGGGAGCGGUACGAACAGGUCCACCCGCCGCAGGUGCGGCUACGUCAUUCGUUACGUGUCCACUCAAGCCAAGCCUAUAGUGGAUGCAGACAGGCCCAGAUCAUUCCCAGCCACGGUGCUAGUCUGCGGCGUCAACGAACCUGCCAACUUUGAAGACCAUGCUCCUGAGUGGUUCACGUGGAGGAAUAUGUAAUCCGGUCUUAAAUCAACAUAGGCUCUUUAAAAAAAAAAACAUACAUCUUGUUUGUUUUGGAAGAAAUUUUGGGACAAGAGCUUUGAUUAGUUGAAAUAUAUCAGCCUAAAUGGUACAACAAAAUUAACUUAAGAUGAAGGGAAAGUAAGGUUUGUGAGUUUUGAGCUUUUUUUUUUUGGCACAUCGGCACACUUUAGGCCAUGUCGUGCCCGUAAUCCCUAAAAGGUUACUCUCCCUUCAUACAAUAAUCGAGGUUUUAAAUUUGUUUUUGUGUGUUGAUGACGCUAUGACCACCAUGAUACAGAUAGGCAGAGUAAAGGUACUAAAAAUAUAAACAUCUUUUUAAAUGUUUGCAUAAUUGUAAUGUUUAUAAUAUGCUUUGUUUUAUAACAUUUUUAUGGAUUUUAACCGCUGUUCUUAAAUAUUUAUUGCAAUAUAUUUUGUCAAUUAAGAUAUGGGAGAUUAUUAUUGGUGCAUAAGUCUUUCUUUUUCACACUAAAUGCAAUAUAAAUUUAAUUUAAAGUAUUUUUAUCUGCUUUGAAUGUAGAAUGCACGAUUAUAAAUUUAGAAUUGAAUGCCAGACAGUGUGAAAGAAAAUUACAGGAUCAAAUCUCACCUAGUAAGCUGAUAGAUAAGAAUCAGUAUAAAAAAUAUUUGGCCUGUUUGGUUUAUUCACGUAAGACAAUUGUAAAUAGUAAAAAUUGCCUCUAUACAGAAUUGUCUUGUAAAGGGAGAUAAAUGUAUGCACGCUGAUUAAUGCACAUGUAUAGAAAAUAGAUUUUUUUAACAAAA
Messenger RNA from Biomphalaria glabrata, 1773 nucleotides. RefSeq names its product phytanoyl-CoA dioxygenase, peroxisomal-like. Bases 202 to 981 code for a protein of 259 amino acids. Lineage: Eukaryota; Metazoa; Mollusca; Gastropoda; Planorbidae. The record is from RefSeq and is a predicted model, not a curated record. The transcript is spliced from 6 exons.